Molecule: messenger RNA, 2010 nt
Organism: Seminavis robusta
Lineage: Eukaryota; Bacillariophyta; Bacillariophyceae; Naviculales; Naviculaceae
Source: the annotation of a GenBank genome assembly
AUGGACGAUCCAAACGCCAAACAGAGUCGCUCACAAGAAGAGAGCCAACCUGCCGUUGCCUUUCAUGGCGGCUGUUCCUGGGACUACUCGGGCAUGGAUUUUGUCCAACGAAAGAAAUUCGUCAUUGCCGAUGUUCUGGAUGCCCCGUUUCCACCGUCGCCCAAAGUGGCACAAGCCCUUCAUUCUGUUGGCGUGGAGUGUACGAGUCGAGAGUCCCCUCCUACCAAUGCGGAACAGUUGUUGCAACUUCUGGCAACAACCCGCAAUGUUCGAAAAGAGCAUUUGUUGGUUUCGAGCGGUUCUUCCAGCAUUCUCUUCUCCAUUGUGCCACGGCUGCUCCCACCCAAAAACGCCCGUGUCUUGAUGCUUCGUCCUACGUACUCGGAAUAUCCUCAUUUGCUACAGCAUGUGUGUGACUGUUCCGUGAUGGAUACCGUCGAUGUGGACCCACACACUUUUCACGACGGCAAGCAAGUCUUGCAAGAAAUUGCGCAUCGAGUGUCAAAAACUGGAAACUACGACGGUGUCUUUUUGGUCAAUCCCAACUCCCCCACUGGCACGGGAUUUCGCUCGACGGAUUUACAAGACUUGGCACACACCAUGGCAGUGCAGUCGCCUCACACUAUUCUAUGGAUUGACGAGUGCUAUAUGGAUUACGCCAGCGUUUCCAAUCCUGACCGAUUCAGCACGUUGGAACCCUUGAUUGGUUCGUCUUCCAGCAAAUACCGAAACCUGUUUAUUUGCAAGUCACUCUCCAAAUGUCUGGCACUGAGUGGCCUUCGUGUGGCCUAUUUGGCAGGACAACGGUGUGCAGAACUGCGCCGUUGGAUUCCUCCAUGGUCCGUCAGUUUGCCGGCUCAAAUCGCUGCCAUGGCUGCCUUGCAAGAUCCACAGUAUUACCACCAAAGCUAUCAAAAAGUCCUGCGAGCUCGUGGGAAAUUUGUAGAGGCGCUUCAAAGGAAGGGAUUUCAUGUGACGGACGGAGUGGCAAACUUUGUUUGUAUACAUGGCAUAACCAAUGCUGCACCCAUUGUGGACCAGUGUCGAAAGCGGCAUGGAGUCUUUCUACGAAUGAUUGAUGCAUCGACAAUCCGCAUUGCAGCCAGACUAGAUGAUAAUGGCCAAGAAAAGAUCUUGGAGGCGCUCUGUGCCGCCACGGGAGAGGCGACGAACAAACACGAAAAGCAUCUCCAAACACCGCUGCUUGGUCAAAUCUACCGCCAGAAAACACUGCACCCAACGCAUUACUAUUCAUGGCACGUUCCACCCGAAACAGUUUUGGUGUUUGCCGCAUUCACUUGCUUGGCAAUGUCGUGUGUCCUGCAAACGGACAAGGCACGAUAUCUUUUUGCGGGGUUGGCGAUUUCGCCAAUGAUCCUUGCUUUUCUCUUAAUGAUGACCCCAAGAAACAAUGGAGCGGAUACAACAAGCCUACCGCUGCUCCUCCACCAGCUCUUGGCAACAAUGUCUUGGACGGCUACAUUGUUUCUUGUAGAUCUCAACGAAUACCUAUUCUUGGGAUUUACGCUGGGCGUCUUUGCUUCCGAGCUUACCAUCCUUCCCAGGGAUGAUAUUCCCACGUGCCUGCAUCAUUUGUCGGCCGUGGGGUUGAUCCUCGUUCACCUGUUUUAUGCGUUGACCGAUGAUCGCAUGCAGUUGACAGCCGUCAAUUGGUUUUGUGCCGUGUCGUGUCCAUCCUACACGUGCGUUCCCAAACUAUGCCAACGAUUCCGCCUGUUUGCAAAACCCACACAAGAUGCGGUGUGGUGUGCGGCUCUGCUUUUGUGGGUCUUUGGACGCGUCUUGACAUUGCACCAUGUUUUGGGUUUUGGUUAUUACCGUUUGCCAAUCAUGACGGCUCCCUGGUUGGAACACGAAACGCUGCUUUCACCCAUCUACUAUUCAUAUGUGGUGGCGACAGUGUUGCUCUUUGGACUCUACGCUGUCAACAUCUAUUGGUCCUACAAAAAGCUACACAGUGUCCAAAAGACCGCGGCCAAGUACCUGUAA